Messenger RNA from Colletotrichum higginsianum IMI 349063, 2541 nucleotides. Its product is annotated as Fungal specific transcription factor domain-containing protein. Gene Ontology annotation, molecular function: zinc ion binding; DNA-binding transcription factor activity, RNA polymerase II-specific; RNA polymerase II cis-regulatory region sequence-specific DNA binding. Gene Ontology annotation, biological process: DNA-templated transcription; positive regulation of transcription from RNA polymerase II promoter by galactose. The transcript is spliced from 5 exons. NCBI's taxonomy places the organism in Eukaryota, Fungi, Ascomycota, Sordariomycetes, Glomerellales, Glomerellaceae. The record is from RefSeq and is a predicted model, not a curated record. Gene Ontology annotation, cellular component: nucleus. The coding region runs from base 1 to 2541 and encodes 846 amino acids.
AUGGGGGACGAAGAAGACCGCCGCCAAGACGCCCUCCCCAACGACACGGCCAGCGGACGACGACGGCCUGCAAAGCGGAAACGGGUGGCGCUGGCUUGCGAGACCUGCCGGGAUCGCAAGAUACGCUGCGAUGGAGGGAAACCCGUGUGCCGCCAGUGCGCCAGACGCCGUGACGUCCCUAUAAACUGCACCUAUUCCGUCAUCUCCAGCAGCGCCAAGCAGCUCAGCGAGCAGGAGUACAUUGCUUCCCUCCAACGUCAGAUCCAAGAUCUAAACCAGGUCAUCCGCUCGCUCGGUGGUGGCUCAACACAUCCACGCGAUGGUGAAUCACCAGCCCGGGGCGUGCCGCCGCUGCCCAGUAACCAGCCGUCCGCCUCCGCGUUCGGCCAUGACAUCCAACGUCGACCCGAGCUGCCCGGCAUCGUGUCUUCUCCCACAAGAACGAGACAGCACGGUGGAAGCGGCGGCGGCGGCGGCGGCGGUGGUGAGAAGACCGAUGUGCCCUCGUGUCCCCUCCCCGAAGAAGGCCCUAGCCUGGUUAACGCAAUGGGGGCAAGUAUUUCAUUGCGUAGCCCCGUUGCGUCAACAUUGCAAGAGGAGUUCUACGGGCAAUCAUCGGUGCACUCCUUGCUGCAGCAGGUCCCAAACCCUGCAGGCCAGCGAGCCAUUGCCAAUGCCAAUAACAACAGCACCAACAACACCAACAACAACACCAUGGCCAGGCCUGGGCUGCCUGGCCCACGACAGCGACUUCCAUAUCCCUCGGUCGAGCUUGUCGACUCGUUGCUCCAACCCCAGUACGCAUUGCCUCCGCGGCGGCUGGCGGACAAUCUCCUUGACCUCUACUUUGACAAUGUCUACAUCUUCUACCCGUGGGUGCAUGUGCCGACUUUCCGCUCCCGUUACGAUGCGCUGUGGACGCUGGAUGGGCAGCAAGAGGAUUCGCCCGAGGAUGCCACCGACGUCGGUCUGGGAGGCCACAAGUGUCCGCUUCCCGUCUUCUACUGUGCGCUCAAUGCCAUGUUCGCCCUGGGCUGCGAGUUUUCCCAGUCUCCUGAAAAGCAGUCUGCUUCUGUCACCUUCUACGGGCGGCUGAGGGAGCUGUUGCGGGACGAGAUACUCGAUCACAGCAGCAUCUCUCACGUGCAAGUCCUGCUUCUCGUCAGUCACUAUCUCCUCACCACGCGGUAUCCGAAUCGGUGUUACAACAUGAUCGGCAUGGCCUCCCGCAUGGCCGUGGGCCUGGGACUGCACCUAGAGAAGGCCGGCUCGGUUCCCUCCACUAUAGCGACUCAGGUCCGCCGCCGCCUCUGGCACGGCUGUUUCCAGAUGGAAAUGUUCGUGAGCAUGACGCUGGGCCGGCCACCCGGCAUCAUGGUCAACGACGAUGUUCCUCUGCCAGACGCCAUUGACGACGAUUGCCUCCAAGGGAGUAACCCUGGACAGCCCGCACACCUUGUGUCUGAACUUCUCUUCAACGUAGAGAACAUCAAGCUCACAAAGAUACUUGGCAUGAUCCUGCGGCGUGUUUACCAUCCGCCACCCCACGAUGCCCCGUCGCGGCCCGACCCCUCCUCCAACGUGAGCACUCUAUUCCACCUCGACUCGUUGCUGCAAGAGUGCAGAAACGCGGUUCCCGCCCCGCUAGACUGGGACCGUCGCCCAGACACGCCGCUGUCUGGUAGAUCUCACGUCUUGCGCCGCCAAGCAAAUGUCCUUCAAGCCAGGUGCGCCGUCCUCGCGUCUGUUCAGCCCGUUUGGGUCCGCUUACCCUUUUAUCAUGACCCUAGGUUGCUUCAUCUGCGAGUCUUGCUGUAUCGGCCAAGCUUCACGGCAUUCUGCGCUGCAGCUCGCCCCGUGCCCAGCCGCCGCGAGGCCGACCAGACGUAUCCUCCCGUCUUGGACGACACCCUGCCUGCGGAGAGCGAGCUGGCCGAGUCGUUCCGUGCGCAGUGCGCCGCCAUCUGUGUCAAGAACGCCUGUGAGCUGGUCAGCUCGGUGGUGAGGGCCACGGCGGAGGCCGCCACGGGAGCGUGGUGGUUCAGCCUGUUUUAUCUUGUCACCAGCGGAGUCAUCAUCAUACUGGCCGAGUGCACGCAGCUUCAGAAGAAGGUGUUCGACGAGGAAAUGCUCGCGAGGGCCUGGGAGCAAUGCAACAGUACCCUUCGAUACUUCAGCUCGAGCCACGCGCGGGCACGCGAGUACCUACAGUCUCUCCAAGUGCUACGCGAUCGAGCUGUUUUGACCUACGGAAACCCUCCCGGCGACCUGGUCUCGGGUGCGGCCCCUGUGCAGCCCAGAGACGAACAGCACGUCGGCCCUGUAGAGGUUGAGGCUCAACCCCAGGAGACCAACAGCGCGUAUGAGGAGGGCGUUCAGAUAUACACCGAUGCUGCCUGCGGUACCGGCUUCUUCGAGCAUGAUUGGGGCGUGCCCUUCUUGUUCGAGGAUUGGGUAGCUGAAGGCACCGGCGGUUCCUUUCUGCCGCCCAACGGGCUACGAGACGAUGGCACCGUUGACUUCACGGCCAGAGGACCAUAG